Messenger RNA from Cryptococcus amylolentus CBS 6039, 2598 nucleotides. RefSeq names its product phosphoribosylaminoimidazolecarboxamide formyltransferase/IMP cyclohydrolase. The transcript is spliced from 7 exons. Gene Ontology annotation, cellular component: cytosol. Gene Ontology annotation, biological process: 'de novo' IMP biosynthetic process. Bases 1 to 2598 code for a protein of 865 amino acids. The record is from RefSeq and is a predicted model, not a curated record. Gene Ontology annotation, molecular function: phosphoribosylaminoimidazolecarboxamide formyltransferase activity; IMP cyclohydrolase activity. NCBI's taxonomy places the organism in Eukaryota, Fungi, Basidiomycota, Tremellomycetes, Tremellales, Cryptococcaceae.
AUGCCACUUCAGGGAAUUACUACGUGUGACAGGUACCUGCAUGGGAAAGAGCAUCCUGUCGUCUUUACCUUCCAUGGCGAUAAGCAAACACCUCCUUCCGAGAAGCAACAGCGCGUCACUGAGCUCUCGGACCCAAUGCUCAAGAUUGCCGGCAAGCCCUUCUUGACCGUAUAUGCGCAAGGGGUGAACAGUACGGAUUGGAACAUGACGCAUAUCUGGAAAGGGGCGCCGUAUGAGAACAAGACCAUGGACGAUAUUGCAUACGUAUAUGACAUCCUUCACACUAUCUCCACUACCUACACAAUCGAUCGUUCCCGUCUUUACGCCUGCGGCAAGUCCAAUGGAGGCGGAUUUACAGCGCUCCUCGCUUGUCGUCCCGAUACUUCUGCCCUCUUUGCAGCCUUUGUCCCCGUCUCGCCCGCACUCUACCAAGGGGUGUACUCUUUCCACGGCUGUCAAGAGGAUAGAGCAGUCCCGAUCUUACAAGUUCAUGGCGUUGAAGACGAUAACACCCCUUUCUACGGCCGCAAACCGGAAGGAGGCGGGUACGGCCCCGAGCCAGAUGUAAGGCUUUGGCGGCGCGAGUGGGCUCUGCGUAAUGAAUGUGUAGGGCGCUGGCCGGGGCAUUAUCCAGAGCCAGCGGUGAAGGAGAUAUAUGAGGGUGUGUGGGAGGAGGUAAGGGAUUGUCCCAAGGGCGAGGUGAGGGCGUUGAGUGUUGAAGGUUUGGGGCAUUCUUGGCCGAGUACGCUGGGGUUUGAUCUGGCGGGAAGUCCCAACCAGACUGCCAACUUCAAUUUGACUACGCUUCUCUCCGUGUACGACAAGACCGGUCUCCUUCCCUUCGCUAAGGGGCUCAAGGAGCUCGGCUUCAGGCUCUUGGGCAGUGGUGGUACUGCCAAGAUGAUCCGAGAGGCUGGUCUGGAAAUUGAGGAUGUCUCCAACAUCACUAAGGCCCCCGAAAUGUUGGGCGGUCGAGUCAAGACUCUUCACCCCGCUGUCCACGGUGGUAUCCUCUCCCGAGACAUCCCUUCCGACCUUGCCGACCUUGCGACCAACAAGAUCUCCCCCAUCACCCUUGUUGUCUGCAACCUCUACCCCUUCGUCCUCCAGACCCAAAAGCCCGACUGCACUCUUGCUGGCGCUAUCGAGGAAAUUGACAUUGGAGGUGUCACUCUUCUCCGAGCUGCUGCCAAGAACCACGGCCGAGUCUCUAUCAUCUCUUCCCCCUCCGACUACGAGACCAUCAUUGCUGAGCUCAAGGAGAAGAAGGAGGUCUCUGCCGAGACCAGGAGGGGUCUUGCCCUCAAGGCUUUCGAGGACACCAAGAGCUACGACGAGGCUAUCAGCGACUACUUCAGGAAGACUUACGCUACCCCUGAUGUCGGCGAGGACUCUCAGGCUGGUGCUGGUGUCGGCUACCAAAGGUUGGGUUUGAGGUAUGGUGCCAACCCUCACCAGAAGCCCGCCCAGGCUUUCGUUGAAAACGGCGAGUUGCCCAUCAAGGUCCUCUCCGGAUCCCCUGGUUACAUCAACCUUCUCGACGCCCUCAACUCUUGGGCUCUCGUCAAGGAGCUCGCUGCCGGCUCCAACCUCCCCGCCGCUGCUUCCUUCAAGCACGUUUCUCCCGCCGGUGCCGCCGUCGGUAUCCCUCUCGACGAGCGAUCCGCCAAGGUCUUCGGUGUCGACGACUUGAAGGAGCUUUCUCCCCUUGCUUGCGCCUACGCCCGAGCCCGUGGUGCCGACAGGAUGUCUUCUUUCGGUGACUUCAUCGCUCUCUCCCACCCCGUCGACACCCCCACCGCCAAGAUCAUCUCCCGAGAGGUCUCUGACGGUGUCAUCGCUCCCGGAUUCGAGGCCGAGGCUCUCGAGAUCCUCAAAAAGAAGAAGGGCGGCAAGUACUGUGUCCUUCAGAUGGACUCCAACUACGUUCCUCCCGAGAUCGAGACCCGACAGGUCUACGGUAUCUCCCUCCAACAAAAGCGAAACGACUGCAAGAUCGACGAGUCUCUCUUCCAGAACGUCGUCACCAAGAACAAGGACCUUCCCCAGUCUGCCCUCACCGACCUCGUCGUCGCCACCCUCGCCCUCAAAUACACCCAGUCCAACUCUGUCUGCUACGCCCUUAACGGUACCGUCAUCGGCCUCGGUGCCGGCCAACAGUCCCGUAUCCACUGCACCCGCCUUGCUGGUGACAAGGCCGACAACUGGUGGCUCCGACACCACCCCCGUGUCCUCGCUUUGCCCUUCAAGAAGGGCACCAAGCGAGCCGACAAGGCCAACGCCAUCGACCUUUAUGUCACUGGCGAGGCUUUCGAGGCUGAGGGUGGUGAGAGGGCGCAGUGGGAGAGCUUGUUUGAGACUACCCCCGAGCCUCUGACAAAGGAGGAGAAGGUUGCCCACAUGAAGGAGUUGAAGGGUGUUGCGUGCGCGAGUGAUGCCUUCUUCCCCUUCCCCGACAACGUCCACCGAGCCAAGAGGUCGGGAGCGACCUACCUUGCGGCCCCUGGCGGAAGUAUCAUGGACGCGGAGUGUAUCAAGGCUGCGGAUGAGAGUAACUUGGUGUUCUGCCACACCAACUUGAGAUUGUUCCACCACUAA